This is a messenger RNA of Temnothorax curvispinosus, 1775 nucleotides long. RefSeq lists its product as uncharacterized. Lineage: Eukaryota; Metazoa; Arthropoda; Insecta; Hymenoptera; Formicidae. The record is from RefSeq and is a predicted model, not a curated record. The coding region runs from base 456 to 1697 and encodes 413 amino acids. The transcript has 3 exons.
UUUUCCAUUUUUUUUCCGUACCGCGAGCAAACGCUCGAGCAAAUUUUAACAACGCGCAAUUUUAUAUCACAAUCUCGACGAAACGCAACGUUUUUCUGAUUAACGACAAUCGAGUUGGAUGCCUGAGAAGAAUGUGUCUUUUAGAGUUUGGCUAACCUGGAGCGUCCCUUUUUGUUUGUUUACAGUGGACUCGCGUCUAAUUUCGCGUCGAUGGCGAUUAGUAUGUAUUAUGUAUCCGAAGUUUCGAAGCAUGCAUAAAAGAGACGAUGAAUGACAACACCAAGAAAAAUUACAAGAAAGGACAAACUUGAACACGUGUUGAAGAUUCUAAAAGAGUCACAACGUUGAAGUGAAAAAGUUACGUUCGCAAACACUAUCUUUGAUUGACUAAAAGAGUCAAUUAGAAUCUCCAGAGUAUUUUCAGUCCAAAACGUGCAAUCACACUAGUCUCAGAUAUGUUAGCAUCUGGAAAACUCACGCUGAUGUCUAAGAAGCCCCGAGAACAAUGCUCGAAAGUCGCACCUAGAAAGCCAGUAAAGGGUUGUUAUUGUCGUUUCGGGGUGAACGAGACGCACGCAAGAUCGUCGAGAACUCGACACAAAUCCGUGUCGCCCUGCCGUCAUUGCCGAGACGAGCUCGAGCUGAAACCCAACGGAGAGACUGGUGACAAGGCAGCAAGACUGACUUCGCCGAUCAGCUGCGAGACGCUCAGGAGAGUUCAGAAAAUCGACUACGCGCCCAGAUCUCAAUUUCUUCGCAAUGUACAGAGCAAGAUCUGCGAGUUACGGGCCGCGGAUCAGGGAGACUGUUUGCGGGCAUGUCCGCGAUCGUCCAGUUACCACCGAUUCAUGACGAGCGCGAGGACGCGGGAUACCGACAAGAAAACGGCAUUGCCGGGUGAACGCAAGCGCGUCGACGAGAGGCGGGAAUCUCCGACAUCCCCGACGGCGCCCGCAAAUUCACUGGCGAGCGAACAAAACGGGUUCGACGACGUCGCCUGCGCUUCGAGCAAAAGAACUCAAGUGUCUCCGCGAAAGUUGUCAAAGUCAACAUUACGAAAGACUAUCAGAUCCAGGAGGCAGAUACCGGAGUCGAGCGAAAUACCCGCGUCGAAAUCGCCGGUGCGAGGUAAAAGAGCAGCGCAGUUGCGCAAGCAAGAUUGUCCUUGUUGCUGCAGAAGCGAACUGGAGAGGAAGACUGCGAAACUUCGCGGUGAUAAGCGUGCAGAAAGACGCGAUUUACCGGAAUACUGCGAACGACGAGAACGAUGUUUGAGGCACGACGAUAGUCCCGAAGUUGAGGAUUCCAUGGAUGAGGAAAUGGAGAAUCUGAGAAGGUAUCGAGAGCAAAAUUAUUUUGAGACGCAUGGCUCGAGCAACACCUUGACGUCAUCUCGAUCCUCGGGAUCGUUGCAGCAGUAUCUGCUGAAUGAGCGAUUGUUCCCGGAGCCGAUAGGCAGGAUUCACAAGCAAGACUUGGUGGUGACGGUGCCGCCGUGCGCGACGACGCAGAGGAAGCGCGUCCAUUACUUUCCCAGAUACGUAGUGCGGCAAGAGAAGAGUGCCUGCAAUACCAGUUAUAGGCGUAAACGAUGCCAGAGCUGUCCUCUCACCGGGCACGCCGUUGAUCUCGGAAUCCUGAAAGCUAGACCGCCGCUAGAUAGCCUGGCGCUCAAGUACCAGAAAAGAGCUCUUUGAUGAAACCGAAGUGAUAUAUGAUGUCUUCAAACUUUGAUUUUUAUCAUAGGACUCUAGGGCUUUGGGAUACAGAACAAG